This is a messenger RNA of Rotaria sordida, 219 nucleotides long. NCBI's taxonomy places the organism in Eukaryota, Metazoa, Rotifera, Eurotatoria, Philodinida, Philodinidae. The record is from the annotation of a GenBank genome assembly.
AUGAUACAUACUGAUCAAUAUCAGAAUCAACUUGAAAAUUUACCACAGGAUGCAUUUCAACAAAUGAUAAUGAAACAUAUGACAAUUCCAGAACAUGCUUUAUCAAAUGACAAUAAUUUGCAAUCAUUAUUGGAACCGACAGUACGACGUCGUUUUUGCUGCAUGAAUCCAGUUAGUGGUCGAAAACGAUUCAUACGAGAUUUGGCACGAAAACAGUAA